Messenger RNA from Arabis nemorensis, 279 nucleotides. NCBI's taxonomy places the organism in Eukaryota, Viridiplantae, Streptophyta, Magnoliopsida, Brassicales, Brassicaceae. The record is from the annotation of a GenBank genome assembly.
AUGAGUGGAAGUGUAGAAAAAGUAUCUUCAGGAACCACAAAGACACCUGCAGAUUUCCUCAAAUCGAUUCGUGGGAAAGAUGUUGUUGUCAAGCUCAAUUCUGGUGUUGAUUAUCGAGGCAUUCUUACUUGUCUUGAUGGCUAUAUGAACAUAGCAAUGGAACAGACAGAGGAGUAUGUGAACGGGCAGCUCAAGAACAAAUACGGCGAUGCCUUUAUCCGUGGAAACAACGUUCUUUACAUCAGUACAGUCAACAGGACUUUGGGGGACGGAGCCUAG